AUGUACGCCACAGGCUACUCCCUCCGCUUCCCGCGCAUCGUGCGCGCGCGCUACGACCUGAGCCCGGCUGGCGCCUACAGCGUGCAGCGCCUGGAGCGCACUGUCACAGAGUGGCGCGGCUGCCUGCGCUCCCACCAGGACGCAAAGGCCGGCGGCCGCGGCGGCCAUGGCCACGGCCACGGCGCCCGCAGGGGCGCGCGGCGCGGCGGCGGUGCGGAGGCGGAGGCGGGGGCCAAGAAGGCGCGUUCGCUGGUUCCGCGCCACCUCAUGCCCUCGGACGUGUCGGACGUGGCGGUGGCGAACGACCUGCUGCACGGCCGCCGCAUUGCGGUCCUCAACGCCGGCCGCCGCGGCGCGCCGCCCUCUGAGGCCGCGGCCGCCAAAGAGGAGGCGUCGCGGCUCGUGGCGCGCCUGGGGGGCCGCCUCGUCGCCGCGCCCAGGGAGCCGGGCGACCUGUACGUCGCCUCCCACCGCGACCACAAGCCCGACGCGCUCGCGCUGGCGGAGGAGCGGGGCCGCCUCGUGUUUGACGUCGUCAGCAUCGACUGGCUGCAGGCCUGCGAAACCGCGCGGCAGCUGCUACCCAUAAAGCCGGCCCACUAUUUCUUCCUGAGCCAUGCAACGCGCAUGGCGCAGGCGGCCGAGAUUGGGGUGCAUGGGGACCCCCUCACGCGCGACGUCGACGCCGAUGACAUGCGGCAGGGCGCGCGCCACCGCCACCAUCGCUCCCUCGUUAAGGCCCGCCGCCACCGCCCCGCGCCACGCGGCCGGCCGCAGCACGCGAAGCUGCGGGGCCGGCGGCAGCGCGGCGGCGGCGGCGCGGCCGUCGGACUGGCGGUCGCGGCGUCGUCAUUGCCUGCGGCGCUGGACGCGGACGUUUUGCUGGGGCUUGCCCCCAGGGAGGGGGCGGACGCUGCAGCGCUGGCGGGGCCGGGCGAUGGACGAGGCGGUGACGAUGACGUGGCGCUUGACCUGAUGGUCCCCAGCAUUGAGCGGGCGCUCAGGGAAAUGGGCCCGAGGGGCGGCGCCACCCACGCCGCCGCCGCGCGCGCGUCGCUGCUGCUCGGCUGCCACAUCGUGUUCGUGCGCUGCCCCGUCAGCAUGAAUGCGGCGGGCGGCGCGGGCGGCGGCGCGGCGGGCGAGGCUGGCGGCGGCGCUGCGGGCGGGGACGCGGGAGGGGUUGGCGGGCUAGGCGAGCGGCGGCGGCCGUGGGAGACGCGGUGGGAGCGCGAGCCGCUGCUGGCGGGCUGCGGCGCGCUGGUGGCGCGCGCGGACGCGUGCCUGGCGCGCGGCAUGGAGGCGCAACUCGAGGGUCUGAAGACGCAGGUGGGUGGGUGGGCUGAUGGAUGGCAGGAGGGUGGGCAUUAG
Molecule: messenger RNA, 1368 nt
Organism: Monoraphidium neglectum
Lineage: Eukaryota; Viridiplantae; Chlorophyta; Chlorophyceae; Sphaeropleales; Selenastraceae
Exons: 7
Coding region: 1-1368 (455 amino acids)
Biological process (GO): double-strand break repair via nonhomologous end joining; nucleotide-excision repair, DNA gap filling
Cellular component (GO): DNA ligase IV complex
Molecular function (GO): ATP binding; DNA binding; DNA ligase (ATP) activity
Source: RefSeq, a predicted model, not a curated record